Molecule: messenger RNA, 1584 nt
Organism: Rotaria sp. Silwood1
Lineage: Eukaryota; Metazoa; Rotifera; Eurotatoria; Philodinida; Philodinidae
Source: the annotation of a GenBank genome assembly
AUGUUUUGCUUUAUUACUCAUCGGACAUCAAUCUCGUCGGUAAAUACACUUGAGAAAACUACGAUUUUUCCAGAUGAAACAACUACUGAAUAUAUACGUUACAUCGAAUCAACAUCAGAAAAGACAACUGCAGAGGAUGUCACAACACUAGUAGUUGGAACUAGUGUUAAAACGAACACUGGUUUCACAACAUUAACCACUGCUGAAACUACAUCAACGUCAUUACCAGAACACACAUCUGAAGGAACCACAAGUGUUACAGAGAAAACUACCGUUCUAACCACUGCUGAGAUCGCAUCAACCUCGUUACAAGACACAUCUGAAGGAAGUACAAGUAUUACAGAAAUAAUGACCAUCGUAACCACUUCUGAAGUUACAUCAACGUUACCAGAAGACACAUCUGAACGAAGUACAAGUGUUACAGAUGAAGGUACUAUCACAACCACCAGAGAAAUCGUGUCGACAUUACCAGAAAACACAUCUGAACGAAGCACAAGUGUUACAGAGGAAACUACUAUCGUAACCACUGCUGAAGUUACACCAACAUUACCAGAAGACACAUCUGAGCGACGUACAAGUGUUACAGAGAAAACUACCGUUCCGACCACUGCUGAAAUCGCAUCAACCUCGUUACAGGACACAUCUGAAGAAAGUACAAGUCUUACAGAGGAAACUACCAUCGUAACCACUUCUGAAAUUACAUCAACAUUACCAGAAUACACAUCUGAACAAAGUACAUAUGUUACAGACGACGGUACCAUUGCAACCACUAGUUAUCGUACAUCGAUUCCAGCAGAAACCAUAACUAGACUAAAUACAACGAUUACUGAUCAAGCUACUACUGAAUUUAGUAGUGAAAGUAGUAUAACAUUAACAGUAACCAAACCCACGCAGACUUCAUUCUACACAGAUCAAACCAUGUUUGAAACUGUAACUGACGUCAUUUCAGGUGCAAGUGAAACAAUAUCCGUUACCAUUAUAAAUGUUUCCAAUGAAACAACGGUUGAAUGGUCGACCGGUACUGCAUUAAGUACAAUUGUCACAGAACAAGAACGAACUACAAUUUUUCGAGAUGAAUCAUCUAUUCUUACGAGCAGUCAGAGCUCAUUAAGCUUAGCAACAAUGACUGGGGAGACAACCUCACUUUUUACACAUGAAACAGUCACUACUACCUAUCCUAUAAAUAAUUCGGAAUCAAUAUCAACCCUUACUACAGCGAAAGAAACAAGCACUGAAAUCGAUGGCACUACUGUUAUAUUGACUGGUAGUGAUGUUUCAGUGAAUUCAACAGACACAACAACUGAUUCAACUGAUUAUUUUAGAGGUUCAACAAUUUCCAUUGGAGAAACUUUUGAUAUCUCCUUAACUACGAGUUUAUUUACGACUGAAGAAACUAGUAAAGUUACAAGUUUGAAUCCUACCACGACACCUAUUGAAACUAAUUGUUUUUCGUCGACUAUUAGCGUAACAUAUAAUAGCACAUUUUGCAGUAACGUAUCGUUAAUACCGUGGACUGAUUGUAACUGCACGUUGCGAACCGUUGCACAAGUAAGAUAUAUGUUAGAUUUAUUAUUCUUGAUGUAA